AUAAUGCCCUAAAGUUCGCAAAGCCAUGGCAGUCCAGGACGCGAGCGCUGCCGAGGACGACAGCGAGGUUCUCUAUCUCGCCAAAUGCCUCCAGAAGAGCAGCGUCGUCUCUUAUGCUGUGUGCGGCCACAUUCGAUCGCCGCUGAUGCUGGAGGUGGUCUUCGGCAAGGAGACCGCCCUGGAGCUUGUCGUGCUCGUCGAAGAUGGGAGCGUGCAGCCGGUGUGUGAGCAGAGUGUGUUUGGAAUCAUCAAGGACAUGAAAUUGCUCCCUUGGAAUGAACAUCGUCGAGCUCCUUACUCGCAGACCUACGGCAAGGACUUACUCGUGCUGCUUUCAGAUUCCGGAAAACUCUCCUUCCUGACUUUCAGUGUCGAUCUGCACAGGUUUGUGGCUGUCAGUCAAAUUCAUCUCUCUCAUCCCGGGACUUCUCUUCGCGAGCUCGGAUGGCUACUUGCUGUCGACUCCAGAUCUCGCGCUGUAGCGGUUUCUGCUAUCGAAGAUUUGGUAGCAAUAUUUCCUACCUCUGUUGCAGCUGGGGAGAAUGUCGUCGAGAAGGCCAUAACAUAUCCAGCACCGGGUAACGUAGCAAAUGACGCAGAGGCAACGUAUGGAUGGGGAACGAUAUGGAGCAUGGCCUUUGUUGCUAGCCCAGAGGAAUCCCACCAGCUUUUGCUCGCGGUAAUUUUGCAUAGGAAGGGUGCUCUGUCGAACGAACUGCAAGUUCUACUUUGCGACACGAAUGAGCGUUCGAUACACUUGGGAGCACGGUAUCAUCCUUCUGGAGAGCCGGCCAUCGAUUUUCUAACUUAUGGUGUCGUGGAGAUGCCCGCGUUCCCGGGGUUCGUGCUACUGCUUCGGCUCGGUGAGAUUGUACUUGUCGACGCAAGGGCCAUCGGCACGACGACUUAUCCGGCAAACUUAGUGGCAUUCAGCUUGCUAGACUUCAGAGAUACAGUGGGGGAUCCCGAAGAGCGUCCGAGACCUUAUUACCGGGUUCCAGAUGACGAGUAUGGAACCAGAGCCAAGCUCUUUAUCAGUGCAUGGUGCUGGGAACCAGAUAGCAAGGGCCAAGCUAGACUGGCUUUCAGUACAGGGAAAGGAGGUAUCGACGUUGUCACGCUACGUCCGGAUGCUGCCUCUGGAAGGCCAACUCCUGUUAGAGACUGCCAGUACAAGUGUUCACAGUGCAGGCUUCUUCUCUGGACGAGCGACGGGUUUAUGACUGCAAUGAUAGAGAUGGGAGACGGGCAUGUUUUAAAGGUGGAAGACGGGCAGCUGAGUUUCCAGAGCUUCGUUCAGAACAUCGCUCCUAUACUGGACUUCUCGCUGGUGGAUUACUACGGGGAGAAGCAAGACCAGAUGUUUGCAUGCUGCGGUGGUGACGAGGAAGGCUCGGUGAGAAUCAUACGGAAUGGCAACAGCGUGGAAAAGCUUAUUUGUACGCCUCCUGUCUACCAAGGCGUGUCAGGGAUAUGGACGAUGAGGUACCGUUUCAAGGAUCCAUACCAUGCCUUCUUCCUGAUUUCCUUCGUGGAGGAGACUCGAGUUCUAUCGGUGGGAUUGAACUUUGUGGACAUCACGGAUGCUGUUGGCUUCGAAUCUCAAGUCAAUACUCUGGCCUGCGGUUUAGUCGAAGAUGGAUGGGUGGCACAGGUCUGGCGGUACGAGGUCAAGCUUUGUUCUCCCACGAAGGCUGCUCAUCCGGCAGGUGUUUCAGGCAGCAAUCCAUUGUCCACGACAUGGAGGAAACCGGGAUACCCGAUCAGUGUGGGGGCUGUCUGUCGCAGCAGAGUUAUCCUGGCUUUGGCACGACCAGGUCUGCUUCUGAUGCUUGGAGCCACCCAGACUUCGGACGGGAGCUUCGAACUGGUAGAGCUUCAGCUUUGUAUGAUGGAGGCGGAGAUAUCAUGUAUCUCUAUUCCGCAAGGAGAUAUAUCCAUCCCCGUACCUCCAACUAUCGCCGGGCUACACGCAGGGAAUACAGUGCCAGCCGGGUUGGAUCUCGGGAAUGUUUGCGUCGUCGGCACACACAAGCCUUCGGUCGAGCUCCUGUCGAUUGUUCCUGGCGACAAGUUUGCUCCCUUUGCCGUUGGUCAAGUGUCAUUGAUCACCUCGGUUGGCACUGCAGUUAGCGGGUGCAUACCACAGGACGUCCGGCUGGCCUUGUUUGAUCGCCUCUACAUUCUGGCUGGACUGAGAAACGGGAUGCUGCUUCGGUAUGAAUGGCCGGAGGAUACGCCCUCACUAGUUUUGAGUAAACCAGCUCAACUCCAUCUCGUAGCAGCUCGUCGGCUGGGAGUAUCGCCAGUGUGCCUGGUCCCGUUGGAGGCGUGCGCACUGCGGGCCGAUAUCAUUGCUCUAAGUGAUCGCCCCUGGUUGCUUCAGAUGGCCAAGAGGAUUUCAUACACGUCGAUCUCUUUUCAACCUUCAACGCAUGCAACGCCCGUUUGCUCGAAAGAUUGUCCCAAAGGCAUCAUUUUUCUUGCUGACUGCAGCCUCCAUCUGGUUGAAAUGGAGCAGUCAAGAACACUCAACGUGCAAAAGCUUCACCUGGGAUGCACUGGGAGGCGGGUCCUGUACCACCCCGAGUCAGGAGUCCUUAUUGUUUUGCGACUUCUCUCCGAGCACCGGUCGGACGUGUGUUGCAUUGAGCCACUCAGUGGCGCAGUGCUGUGCGUUCAUCCAUUUGGAGUGGAACAAAUAGUCAAGUGUAUGGAGCUCAUGAAGUUGGGUGACGAGCAGCUUCUUCUCGUGGGAACUGCGUCCGACUCUCGAAGAGCAGUUAUGACAACGGGAGAAGCUGAAAGCUCUUCAAGGGGUGUUUUGGUGGUGCUUUACCUGGACGCACCACCACCGCCCAGUCCUCGUAGCCCGAUGUCAAGUCCCACCAGCGAGUCUAGUGGAAGAGCAUCUAUCGUCUUCCAGCCUGACGACUACUGUUUCGUACCCAGGGCUAAUGUUGGCUUACCCGGGCCUGUCAAUGCUGUGGCUUCGUAUCUAGGACAAUAUGUAUUAGCUUGUGCUGGGAAUCACCUGUUUUGUCUAGGAAUUGCUUCCAUGGACGAAAGUCCCAGGCGAUGGAAGAAGCUGGCAUCAAUAAAAACGCGCUUUGUGAUUACCAGUAUUUCUGUUCGUUUUACAACAAUUGCUGUUGGAGACUGUCGCGAUGGUGUUUUGUUGUUUACAUAUAGAGAGGACUCCAAGAAGCUGGAACCGAUCCGAUGCGAUCCAAUGAGGCGUCUGGUUUCUGACUGUACUUUGGUAGAUGUUGACACUGCUGUGGUCGUGGACCGCCAGGGAAACUUCUGCGCCUUGUCUGCGAAUGAAGAGACAGAAGACAGCGGCAGUCCAGAGAAGAAUCUGGAAGCUCACUGCUGGUUCCAUAUUGGUGAAGUCUGUACGACUGUACGCAAGGGAUCAUUUGCGUUCAAAGCCGUAGAAGACAGCUGCAGCGUUGAUCGGUUAAUACCUAACAUGGGAAAGUCAUGUGUUAUUGCAACCACCUUGCUCGGAAGUGUCUUUAUCUUCGUUCGCAUGACAGGGGAGGAGUAUAGCCUUCUGCAAGCAUUGCAGAGGAGACUUUCAGUUUUACCCGCCACAGCUCCCGUCCUUGGAAAUGAUCAUGCCCGUUUUCGAGGCCAGGGUCGUCCGGCUGGCGUCAAGGAAGUUUUAGAUGGAGACUUACUGGAACAGUUUCUGGAGCUGACAAGCGCAGAGCAAGUGGCAGUGCUGAAAGAGCCCGGACCGAUGGUGCUUCGGAAGUCCGGAGGAGCUUACUCGCCGGAACUACAGGUGGAGCGAGUCCUACGGCUGCUUGAAAAGAUACACCACACGGUCACGUAGAAAAGAGGUAGGGAGUUUGUAAAUACUGGUACAGGCAAACGGGCAGGCCAAGCUACGGAGCUAGAGAGUUAUGGUCGAUGGUUUGUCCCUUCCAGGCCCAUGAGGUAUGGCAUGCAAGGAGUUUGCUUCUUGCUAUCAAACAAAGAUGCAUACUCCGAGAUCA
Selaginella moellendorffii is the source of this 4007-nucleotide messenger RNA. RefSeq names its product DNA damage-binding protein 1a. Lineage: Eukaryota; Viridiplantae; Streptophyta; Lycopodiopsida; Selaginellales; Selaginellaceae. The coding region runs from base 26 to 3844 and encodes 1272 amino acids. Gene Ontology annotation, biological process: mRNA splicing, via spliceosome. Gene Ontology annotation, cellular component: nucleus; U2 snRNP. The transcript has 15 exons. The record is from RefSeq and is a predicted model, not a curated record. Gene Ontology annotation, molecular function: U2 snRNA binding; protein binding.